AUGAUGUUCCAUUCCACCAUCCUCAAGGCCCUCAGCCACCAUGCUAUUCAGACUCCUGACAAGGUUGUCUUCACCUGGGUUGAUGGCAAAUUUAAGGAGCAACGGAAGAUGACAUUCAAGAAGCUGGAAGACGAAUCCAAUGCCGUGGCUGCUCGUCUGCUCAAACUUGGAUGUAAGAAGGGAGAUCGCGUCAUGAUUGCCUAUCCCUUUGGUCUUGAGUUCCUGGCUGGCAUGUUUGGAGCCAUGAAGAUUGGAGUUGUCCCCUGUUCCAUCUAUCCACCAAAUCCCAACCAGCUCAAAACUGAUAUGCCCAAAUUCCGCGGUUUUGCGGCAGAUGCUGGAGCCAAGUAUGCUCUUUCCACCAACACAUUUGCUACUGCCAUGACCGCAGCCAGCAUCCUCUACAAGACUGGUGUGACUUGGAUUGGAACCGACAAACUCUCAAUUAAGAAGAGCAACAGCAACAAGCCCAAAGAUUACGAGAAGUUCGAGGGAGAGACAGAAGAUAUAUGCUUUAUCCAAUACACCUCUGGCAGUACUGGAUAUCCCAAAGGAGUCAUUAUCAGUCACCAAAAUCUUGCAGAAAAUUGCAUUGCUAUUUCUGCCAUGUCUGGUACAAAUGCUUCCAAUGUUGACACUACAGUGGGAGCCUUGUGGGUCCCACAAUACCAUGAUAUGGGGCUUGUGGCAGGCUUCAUGACGACACUUUAUGCUGGAACUUCCCUUGUCAUGGCAUCCCCCUUGGAUUUUGUGGCCAAUCCUCUACUCUGGUGUGAUAUGGUCGAGACCUACAAGGCCACCCUUACUUGUGCCCCAAACUUUGCCUAUGCCUUGCUACUCAAACGCUUAGAGCAGGCCAACCGAAAAGCUGACUGGAGCUGUACCCUUUCCGUCAAUCCUGAUCAUAUCUACAACAUCUAUGGGCUUGCUGAGUCUGUGGUGUUCCUCACAGGUGGCUCUACCUACCCUGACUCUGAAGGGCUUCUCUGCUGUGGUGAAGUAGACUCCCCAACCCUAAAGCUUCGAAUUGUUGAGGAUGGAAAAGAGGUUGAAGAAGGGCAGGUUGGAAGCAUUUGGGCCCAGUCACCACGGGUGGCAGCUGGGUACUAUGGCCAGCCUGAGCUAACAGCUGCGACUUUUGCCAAUGUUUUACCAGGCUAUGAUGGCAGCUGGCUAGACACUGGUGAUUUGGGCAAGAUAGUGGAUGGGCAGCUCUAUGUCACUGGACGAGUCAAAGAUGUUAUCAUUGUCAAUGGGAAGAACUACUACCCAACAGAUGUGGAGCUUUCUAUUGAUGAAACUUUUGGUCACAUCAUCCGUCCAGGGAGGACUACUGCCUUCCAGCAUGGGGAAGACAGUGUUGGUAUCACAGUUGAGGGCCGGAAGGACUUUGACAAGACAGCAAAUGAAUCCUUAGCAGUCCAGAUAGCCAACCAUGUAUCCCAAGCGCAUGGUCUUUUCGUGUCCGAGGCAGUGGUCCUAAAGUUGGGUGUGACACCAAAAACCACCUCUGGCAAGCUGAAGAGGAGUGAGAUCAGGCAGACUACAGUUGCAGGUGACUGGAAAGAAUCGUCUGUGCUCCUACACUUUGAACGGAAUGAAGUUGCUGCUCCUCUUCCUCAGCCACAUGUUGCUGUUGUGGGAGCUGGAGCUGCUGGCCUCACUGCUGCAAUCCGAUUGGCUCAACGAAACAUCAAAGUGACACUGUUAGAAUGCAAUGAGCAAAUUGGUGGACAUGCAAGACACGUGGAAGUUUUUGGGCAUGAGCGUAACCCUGCUUUUGGUCUGUUUCUUGCGGAAGAAUUGCCAAACCUGAUGGUUCUGGCAGAAGAGCUUGAGGUGGAGACAAUUCAUUUUGCUGGAACGGGGCAAGAUGAGACAAUUGGGGAUUUUCUUGAACAAAAAGGAUUUGAUCAUCGCUUUGUUGUCUAUUUCUACAUUGGCAAAAUUGUCAGCUUCUUUCCUGGGCAGAAAAUCCAGGACUACCUCAAUAUCCCACUGGAACUGGUUGCUUGGUUUGUUGUAGGUGCAAGCAUUAGCACAAAAGAUCUACUUCGGUUUCAAAACAAAGAAUACAUGGAAGCUUUUGAGGCAAAAUUGAAGAGCCUAGGUGUGGAAGUUUGGACCAAUGCAACGCCAAAGAUUUUGAGCCGUGAUGAUUUUGGUGUGACAAUCAGAACCGGCAAAAAUGGAAAUGAAGACAUCCUGGAGGUUGACAAGCUUGUGCUGACUGUCCCCCCAAAAUCUGCGGACGGCAUCCUUAGCAAUGUCAUUUCACCUGAAGAGCAUGCACUGCGUGGUUUUGAUUGCCCACUGGAGACACUUGUCCUUCACCAGGACUCAAAAUGGGCCGAUGUAUCAACACCCAACAAGGUUGUGGCAAAUGUUCCUGAUUAUGGGGUAACUUUGCCAUCUUUUGAUGAUACCAUCCCAAUCACAACAUCCCUAGUAAGCGACACCGACCACAAGACACCCAUCUAUGUCACACAUGCAUAUGCCACACAUGAAGAGCUUGAUUUUGAUUCUCCAGUGGAGAAGAUGUCAUUCACGCACACAAAAAUCACAUGCAAGGCCACCCAUCUUCGAUACUCGUUGCUGCAGCAUCAAGGGAAGCAUUCUACCUAUUUUGCUGGUGGAUGGACACGAGGGAAAAUGCUUCAUGAGGAUGCCAUUGUUAGUGGAAUUCUUGCUGCCAAUUCAGUACUUGAGGCUUUCAGUAUGGCUCCACAUUCAGUCCUUGAGAGAGAGACACCUGUGCCAUCCAAUCAGUUGAUCAAUAAAGCCGUCACUGAUGUGGUACUAUCAGAUAUCCAGCCACCAAACAAGGGCAACUUUUCUGCUAGAUAUGCCAAUGUUGUCAUGUCAGCUUUUGGGUCAGAGAUUGAGGAUUCCAAAACAUGGGCUGAGAAUGGCAUGACUUCCCUCAGAAGUGCUGAGCUCAGGAACAAGGUGGAGGAAGACUUACAUGUGGUCCUCCCAGCAAACUUUGAACAGCUCUACCCAACACCAACUGAUCUUGCAGACUUCUUGAUCAAAUCUGAGGGGCAAAGUUUUCAGCAAAAAACAACAUCAGAGGCACUGGAGUUUGCACAAAACCUCUCCAAGAACAGGUGCACCAAACUACAGCUUGGCACAAUGCAGAGUCUAAGCUUGGUGGUAAUUGGCAUGUUGGUUUUGGUUUCAGCUGUUCCAUCCUUUUUCAUUGGAGCCUGGGCCAUUGGUUCCUAUGAGUCAACCAAUGAGCUGGGAAGAUCUGGCCUUGGAUUGAUAAUGCUGCCACUUGCUUUCCCGCUUUUUCUCUUCACAUUCUCUGUCAUGGUGGUGAUAUGUAAGCAUGCUGUUGUUGGCAAGUACAGGCCACAGAAGAUUGAACUUUUGUCUUGGAACUACCUCCAAUGGUGGUUCUUGGACCGACUUUUGCACAUGUGGGAGGUGUUGGUAGGGAAAUUUGCAGUUGAGAGAAAGUUUGCUUGGAUCUUCUAUAGGUUGCUUGGGGCAGAUCUGGCAUGGUCAGCACAGAUUGAUACCUUUAUGAGGGAAUCUGAUCUCAUCAAGAUUGGUCCAAACGUCUCCCUCAAGCAUCCUCUUCAUUGUCGCAAGUUUCAUCCUUCAAACAAUGAUAAUUUUGGCCCAAGCAUGUCUUUUCAGUCAAUUGUUAUUGGCCAAGGCAGCCAUGUUUCUGGCAUGGUCAGUCCAGGUGCCAUCAUUGGGGAAAGCUGCAAGGUAGAAAAGCAGACCUGUGUGGAAGAGGGAGCUAUGGUUCCUGAUGGUGUUGUUGCCAAUGGAGUACCAGCAUACAAUGUGGGCAGCUACCAGAGUCCAGAGACUUCAUCAUGGGAGGAGUGCAUCCUAGAUGCCUUCAAGAUUGCUUGGACCUUGGUGGAAACCUAUCAUUUCUUCGCCCUAUCUUUCCUGGUGCAUGAAUUCCUGAAUCACAUCAUACCCGCUUCUCGUUAUUCCACGCUCCUACACUGGUUCCUCCUAUUCCCGAUGGCUGCACUCCUUGCCAUGACAACCAGUAUUAUCCUCAAAUGGCUUCUGAUUGGAAAACAAGACCCUUCAAAGGAGUACAACGGCUCACCGUGGCAAAGUGCCACCAAUUGGGCCUGUGACUUCCACUUCAAAAUUGCAUCCUGGCCCCUUUAUCCAUUCUUUGGGGACUCCCGAUUGUGGAACAUUAUCCUCCUCCUUCAUGGUCUUGAUGUUGACUUGCUAUCAAUGCUGAACGUCAACCCAUACACCAUUUUUGUUCCUUCCAAGGUUGAUUUUUUGAAAGUCGAGGGCUCUUUUGUUGGCACCAUAUCCAUUGAUUUGAAAAGCAAUGCACAUGGAUCCAGAAUGAUUGAAAUUAUUGGUAGCAGCAUAGGCUACAAUGCCCACCUUGCUGCUGGGUCCAAAGUGGUCAGAUCGGCUGUCCCCCCACGCUCCCAAUUGUCUGAUUCUGUCUAUGAUUUGAACAAUACCAAGGGAACAAAUCUUAUCACACCUGAUGCUGUCCUGACCAUGGUUGCAAAGGAAGCAGCACAAGUCAUUCUGAAUCUUUUGAUAUUUGCUAGUCUGAUUCCAUCCUAUGAGCUUGGAUGGGCUGCUGUGGCUUCUUCAUCCAUGGUUUCGGCAUGUUUUGGUAUUGCCCUGGCAAUCUGCCUACAGUUCUGUGUGUGGCUACUCCUAAGCAAAGCCAUUUCUUGGGUAACACUCCACAAAGCUACCAAGCCACUUCUCCCAGCCAUUUUUGGUGUUUAUUUGAACCAUGCCUGGAUCUUUUCUUCGCUUAAUUGGCUUGUAAUGCUUCUGUAUGGAACUCCCAUGUUUGGCAGAUAUGCUCGAUUUAUGGGAGCAGAGGUUGAUGGCGACCUCUGGUACUUCGGCAGCUCUCUCUAUGAGUAUGGCAAGCUCCAUUUCAAAGGAUGUACCAUCGUGGACAGUGCUCACGUUACCGGUCACUAUGUUGAUGGCAAUGGAGCUACUAUUGAUGACACCUUUGUGACUGGGGUGUUACACCCAGGGUGCUAUGCACCUGCUGGGUCUGUGGUUUCUGGAGAAGAGAAUGGUCCUUGGAAGGUCUUCUAUGAGAAGGAUGCUGUGGACAAGACAUACAACUUUAGUGACAGUCUCGAGAACACUGCCGUCCUGGAUGCCCCUCUAGAGUUCCCUCUGCAGUUUGAGGUCUAG
Seminavis robusta is the source of this 5172-nucleotide messenger RNA. Lineage: Eukaryota; Bacillariophyta; Bacillariophyceae; Naviculales; Naviculaceae. The record is from the annotation of a GenBank genome assembly.